AUGGACAAAUCUACUGCCGAGCCGGCUGCGCCGGACUAUAUCAAGACUUCGGCUAUGAUAGACGCGGAAAACGAUGACCAAAUUAGAUUUGAAGCAGAACUGGAGUUUGUACAGUGUCUAGCAAACCCGCAUUAUCUACACUUUCUUGCAAAAGCAGGUUAUUUCGAAGAUAAGAGAUUCCGUGCAUACAUAGUAUACCUACAGUAUUUCAGACGACCGCAAUAUGUCAAAUACGUUAAGUACCCCUAUUGUAUUCGUAUUCUAGAACUACUUCUCGACGAUACAUUCGUUAAAACGCUCUCAAACCAAAAGGCUAUAGAAGCUAUUGAACAACAACUGAUGGCGCAUUGGAUAUGUUUCAAGCGUGGAGUACAACGCUUGGAAGAAAACUUGAAAUGGAUGGAGGACGUCAAGGAUGUGAGACAAUAUGUUGAUACCGAGGCCAACCUCACUCUAUCCAACAAACUCGAUACUCUUGCGGAUUUAAAAAGGUGUCCACAAAAUGCUUCAAAAGAAGAAACGGGACAAUACAUGAUGCGAACUUUAAACAUUCUAGAUCAGAUGCUUCCACUAAUACGAAGAUGCACAAGAGAGUUCAAACACACAUACAUAAUGGAUAAUGCGUUCGUGAGGUAUGUGGUUGGCAUGACCGUGACGCACCGAAAUCUGAUAUCUAAGGAGGCUUUGACCAUGGCACUCAACUUCGUUGUGGCCCUGGAGUCACCGGCCAUCUACGAUGUACUGCUCAAACUUAUCAACGCUCUACGUUUACUGCCAAAUACGGUUAAUUUGUGCCUUGACCACUGCAACAAUCUUCUACUGCUUUUGGAGAACACUGGAGCUACCGAGAAUACCGAUGAAGUUUGUAACGUGGCGUUACAACUGCUAUUUCAAGCUCUUGUUGAAGGUAUAGACAUUGAUGCUCUGGCAGUGACAUUAUCCGUGCUUUCUAUCUUGCACCAGAAAUCUCCGGACGAAAAACAACUGGAAGAAAUCACCUCUCUAUACAUGAACGAAGUUAAGAGUCGUAUAUUUACCUUGGAACCAGCUGCGAUGUUGAAUCUUCUUCAGUUCAUGUAUAGGUGUGCUUAUGUUGAUGACGAGCUCUACAAAGUAACAAUGGAAGCGUUCAUUUACACCUACAAUUUGAUGUCACAUGAAGAAAAGAGUACGCUACUAUUGUUGUUGCCAUUCUUGAAACACAUGUACCUACUCACUACACCGAAUAUCUCGACCAACAUAUACAGCGAGGAGUGUCAAAUGCUAAACUCCAUGCUCAGAAGGGAGUUUGAAAAUAAAAUUGAACAUAUGUCGUUCGAUGACAUGAUCACACACUCUCUUGCUAUUUCACUUAUGUUCAAGCAGAGCGGUGUCGUCAGAAAGCUGUUGCUUAAAACAAUCAACAAGGACAUGAUAGGGGCCAUCAGCGGGAGAACGUUCUUGAAACUACUAUCGUGCUGUAAUACGCUUCAUAUAACGAGCUCUUCUAUAGAUGUAUCAAGGUUGUUAUCAAAAGCUGCACAUGCUAAACUAGCAGAAAGCACCGGUACAGAUAUGUUGCAUGGUUUCAAGUGCCUAGCACAAAUUGCGGCACAUCGGCACCGGAAAUACCUGGUACCACUAGUUUAUGAUAUUUUAGAGAAAAACAAAACCGAUUGUUUGGCCAUCAUAGAGUGUUUGCAUCUUUACGUGUCGCUACGUAUGCAGCGUGUCAACCUCAAUGUAUUAGAGACAGGAUUUGCGCUCUUAUUUCCGCAUCUCAAAUUGCAGAUUGCUGAGGAACAUGGCGCGGAUUUCAAACAGUUCGGGGGUGUUGAUGACAUGUUAACGAGAUUUGGCAGUAACGGUUUACUCCCUCCGGAGGAUGGUGCGCAAGGGUCGAUGCCUACCACCAGACGGCGUAAGAAAGAUUCUGACGUGCUUUAUAUCGGUCAAAGUGAAUCUGUUGCAGAUGCUAUACCGCUUAGAGGGCUAAUUAAAUUGUUGGAUUGCCUUACCAAGAUGGAACUGGAAUUGGCUCAAAUGAUCCCUAUAUUCGGUCUAAUUCAAACGUCGAUACUGAAAAGGGUGAAGUACAAUAGUAGUGUCAGCUUUUACGAGCUUGCUGAAGUGCUCAAGUCGCUGACUGAAUCUCGCGUGGUAUGUUCAGAAUUGGCAGAUGUUAUACUGGACCGUGUAUGCCACUGUCCCGAACGAUUGGAUGACCCAGAAUCUGCUGCAACUAUUCUGCAGUUUAUAGAGUUCACGGGUCAUGGGGACUGUUCAUCGAAGCUUUCGCAGCCUCUGUUUGAAUUUUGCCUGCGGAAACCUACAACUCCACUCAUGGAACUGCUGGAGUACCAGAGAUACAAACGACCAGAUUUCCACGCAGCUUACACCGAACUUAUGAAGCCGGUGUCAACUGAUGUCCCUGACGGUCUGGGUGGAGUGAUAAAGCACGCUCCUGUUUUAGGAAGCCAUAUUGAGUUGCUCGAACAGACGGUGAAACUACCCAGGGCUACUACGGGGAAGAGCCACCAGGCACUGAAAGAUUGGCUUACUAGACAUUUCAGCGGUGAGUCAUUCGAGGAGUACUAUAAAAUUGACAAUCUGGUCGUCGAUUUCUUCUGCCCAAACCUUGGUACAGCGGUGCAAAUAUUGAAAUCACAGGACUGCUACUGUGACGGGCAAUGGGUACACUUGAAGAGUAGAAUGUGGUUAUUGUGCGAGAUACUUAGACUGAAAGGGAUCCGCAUAAUCCUGAUACCUGAGAGGGGGUUAAAGGCGGUCUCCGAAAAUGUUGGCAAAAUGGUCCUUAAAGCUGCACGAAACACCGGUGGAGGUGAUGAUGUAUCAUCUGACUCAUCGCUAUCUAGCGAUGAAAAUAACAAUAUGACGGAUUUCCAGAGGGAAAUGAUGCUUGCGGAGAAGCAUGCAGAGAAGGUUAGGAAGCGCCAGCGUGAAAAUCUGCUCAACAAGGCAGCGCCAAUCGAGCGACCAAAGGAAAAGCCAGUUGAAGUGGAAGAAGGAAUGAUACUGGAAGACACGCCCGAUAGGCUACCUGAUAAUAACAUAGGGAAUGAUUUCAUGUAUAAUGAUGAUGUUUCAGCAAAUGUAACAAGCACACUGUUCGAAGAUGAGGUCGAGCAGGUGGCACAGGUGCCUGUGACAUUGCUCAACAAAGCGCGUAUCUCCAAAACGAGAGCUUUGCAUAUAUUGGAACAUCCUAACUGCUCAAACUACCUUGCAGGAACCGUUGCAAAGAUCCUGGUUAAGACAGGCACGACGCCGGACUCUGUUGGUUCACAAUACCCUAGUCUGGUGAACUCCCAUGCAAUAUUCAAGGUAGAACGCCUAGUUAAAACCAAGGAAUACCCUGUAUAUGGUAGCAACAUGGGUAACGAUUGUGAUCACCAGAUUCAAGAAUUUCUUGGUAAAGCUGGCUACAACUUAAUGGGACGGAUAUUGACAGACCGUCGUUCCGAUGCAAUCAGCAGAGUGGGAUUAAAUGAAAUAUGUAGCGCUCCAAUUACACAAGAUGAAGUUAAGUUUGGAGGUGAAUCGAUAGUCUGCGAUCUAGAGCGUGCUGCGGCGAAUCUGAGAAACUUUACUUUCACUGAUGAGGAUGUACGUAUAAUUCUCGAACGCAAAUUAUUCAAGGAAUCUAUGGAAGAUGGAGAAUUCCAAGGAGGGCGUGGCCAACUUAUAGCUGCGAUACAACGAAUAUCCCACGAAAUUGAACUUCUAACCGAAUUGGUGAAAACCGACGUUUCAAAGAUAGAACAUUUGAGAGCGUUAGAGGCGCGGAAAGCGAAAUUGGACGAGAAACUUUCGACCAUGAAAGCGACUUCCCGAAAUCCCAUUUUCGUCAAAAACUGCCCAGUAUUGCGUGCGAAUGCUGAGCCUUCGCGCGGUGGAGCCAUUCGCAAGACUACGCAACCAACCCCUAUGAUUAUAUUUAACAAUCCCGGGACUCAAGAUGUGUUUGCGAAUGAAUCACGCAAACGAGAACGCAGAACAAUAGGGGAGAUGAGUUACGAAGAACAGAAGGACUUGGUCCUCACGUACAUCAAGCAUAUGGGAAACCCCGAGUCCAAUAAUUUGGAUAGAAAAGCAAAUAUAAUGGACCACGACGGUGAUGGUUGGACUAACCAAAACGGCCUAAUAAGCCUAGAGGCUUACUGCAACAUGAAUUGA
Molecule: messenger RNA, 4176 nt
Organism: Babesia sp. Xinjiang
Lineage: Eukaryota; Apicomplexa; Aconoidasida; Piroplasmida; Babesiidae
Product: Mediator of RNA polymerase II transcription subunit 31
Exons: 8
Coding region: 1-4176 (1391 amino acids)
Biological process (GO): regulation of transcription by RNA polymerase II
Cellular component (GO): mediator complex; core mediator complex
Molecular function (GO): transcription coregulator activity
Source: RefSeq, a predicted model, not a curated record